GACUUUCUUUAGCUGUCAAACUCAAAACUAAAAGCUGGGACACCGUUUUCAUGGAAAAAUAUGCCAGUUAAAGUUGAUAUUACACCACCACCACCAGCAAAUUCGAAACAGCCUGGUGUAACGAAAUCCUUAUUAUACAACGGUUCUAAAUUUCAAGGACAUCAGAAAAGUAAAGGAAACUCCUAUGAGGUCGAAGUGGUUUUGCAGCAUGUUGAUGAAGAGAAUUCAUAUCUUUGUGGAUACUUAAAAAUCAAAGGCUUAACAGAAGAAUUUCCUACUCUUACAACCUUUUUCGAUGGAGAAAUUAUAUCAGCUAAAUACCCUUUUCUUACAAGAAAAUGGGAUGCUGAUGAAGAUGUUGAUAGGAAACAUUGGAGCAAAUUUGACCUGUUUGUGCCCUAUUUAAAAACAUUUAAUUCUGAUUCAUUUGACUAUGAGUCUCUUGCUAAGGCUGACUAUGUAUUUAUGAGAUGGAAAGAACAUUUUUUAGUUCCGGAUCAUACAAUCAAGGAUAUAAAUGGUGCUUCAUUUGCGGGUUUCUACUAUAUAUGCUUCCACAAAUCGGCUGCAACUAUAGAAGGUUAUUAUUACCACAGAAGCUCUGAGUGGUAUCAAUCGUUGACUUUAAGCCAUGUCCCCGAACACAGCAUUCAAAUUUAUGAGUUCAGAUGAAAUAAUUUUCUGGAAACAUUGAAUUAUGAAUUUGUAUUUGUGUCCGUUAGUACUUACUUGUUCAUUAAGUCUCCAGUCAAAAAGACAUAAAAUAUUAAGAAUAUUAAGUUUUUCAAUUAUGUAAGAUUAAAAUGUUUGAUUUAAACAUUUUAUAGAUAUCAUGCAGAAUAAACCAUCCCAGUUACAUUUUUGCUUAUCAUGAACAAUGUUAACAAAUAAAUGUUCUUGCGUAUACUUCUGUUCAAUGUUUCUUGUAAAAAUAUUGUGUACCUAUAAAUACAUAUUGUAACUAUCUAUAUUUUUAGUGAAACUAUAAUACUCUUUUCUUAUAUUCUUUAGUCUUGUUUUCUUUUAAUCUUAUGGUUUUUAGUUUAUUGGCCAAUUCCUUAUUGUUGUGAUAUUUUGUACAAAUUACUUGUGAAUAAGUAGUAAUAAUUGUGAGUUAUGAUUUUGUUUCAUUGUAGUUACCCAUUACUAAUUGAGAAAAUAUUAUUGUAUAUAAGUAUAUGCAAGUACAUACAGGGAAUCUCUAACACUGAACAAGUUAAUAUUAAAUGUGGAACUUGUAGGAAUUAAUUAUUCAUCAAUGUUAUUGAUAAAAUUGAAUAUUUUUUUUCAAUAAAAAGUGUUUUCAGU
Diatraea saccharalis (sugarcane borer) is the source of this 1308-nucleotide messenger RNA. The record is from the annotation of a GenBank genome assembly. Lineage: Eukaryota; Metazoa; Arthropoda; Insecta; Lepidoptera; Crambidae.